UACAUUCGACUAAUCUCGCGAGUCGGCGCGACAGAAGUGUCCGAUGCGACGAAAGUGGAGGUAGUGCGGCUCAUCACGGCCGAAUACUGAACAGUGCUGUUUAUAUUAUUACGAAGGUUCAAAUUAUUAGUUGUUUUUAUUUUCGUUCGUUAAUUCACGUUAAUUCGUUCGUUUGCUUGAUCGAUUUGUAUCCAUUCUUUUCUACUUUGAUUUACGGAAAACGCGUACCGUCAUGAAAGACGUAUGUAUCAAAAUCUCAUGGUCACAUAUCAGCAACAACGAACAAUGCUUUUACGUAUCUUGUGGCAUCGAUGAAUAAUAAAGUUAACUUUUAAAAAUGUGGCAAGAAAAAGAUGAAGCUCCGAGCGAGAGCACGUUCGAUCCGGUAGGAGAGGAAAUCCAAAAGCUUAGCGUUAUACAAAGUUUACCAAAUCUUUUAGCUACAGACGCACAGUCAUGUAUGUCACGAGUAGUUCCCAAAAUGCAGCAGGCUCUUGCCACUGCUUGUACAGAAUUUCAUAUUGCUGCUGCAUCAACAUUUAAAACUAUAUUAGAACAGAAGCUUGUCAGCCACAGUAUCUUUAGUCAGACAUUCCUACAAACUAUAAUAAAUUCGCUUGAAAGUCGCGAUCCAGUAAUCGGUUAUGCAUGGCUGGAGACCUUACUGGAUGUGAUAGAAUUACUGCCAAUAGAAGUCAUAAGAAUACAGAUUCUUCCAAUGGCUGUAAGUAAAGGGCAAUUAUCACAAUCAAUUUAUUCUAGAAUGAUGUGCAGCAGGCUAUUAGGAAAAAUUUGUACACGAUUUAAUGCCGAUUUGGUACAAAAAGAAGUUCUACCAACAGUACAGUCCCUUUGUCAAGAUGUGAAUAGUGCGGUACGAGCUAGUAUUUGCUUGCAGCUACGUUUUGUUGCAGAGGGUCUUGGUCCUGAGUCUUUAAAAUCUGCUCUGCUACCAUCUCUUGUAGAAUUAGCAAGGGAUGAGGAAAGCAAUGUACGGUACGCAUUUGUGCAGGCAAUAGUAUACCUGUUACCUCAUUUUCAGGAAGAUACAAUAAAAACCAUCAUAGGUCCACUUAUCAAAAAGUUGUGUGAAAAUACUGCUAAAUCGGAAGAUUAUGUGAUUUGUAUGAUUGCUCAAGAAUUUGGGAAACUUGUUCUUGGCUUAGAAAAGUACCUAUCACCUACAGAAAAGUUAUGGUUCUUGAAGUAUUUUCAACAACUCGCACAAAUGGGUAUACCAUCCGUGAAGAAACAAGCUAAGCCAGAUCUUCCUUUACUCGAGAGUAGUUCUAUCGAUUAUGAAAAACACUUGGAAUGCCGACGAUAUUCUGCGUUUAAUCUUCCUGCUAUGUUCAUCUUUAUAUCACCCUCUGUCGAAGACGUAGAUUCCUUACUUUCCACUUUUAGUGCUUUAACCAAUGAUUCUUAUUAUAUAAUUAGAGGAACAGUCGCGAGUGGAAUUCAUGAAGUUGCCAAAAUAUUAGGAAUGAAAAGUGGCAGGAUCAAAGCGGAUUUCAUUAAAUUAUUAAAAAACGAUCCAGAGGAAGUAUUACAGAAAUUAGUUCCAAACAUAUCAUCAACGCUUGAAUGUUUAAUUCAAAGUCAAACUAUUGGACCAGAUAGAGUGGAUUCUACUUUGAUGGAAAUACUCAAAGCUUUGUUAAUAUGUGAAGCAAAAAUUGCAUCUACACAUAAUUGGAGACUGGCUUCUACUAUGCAUGCACAACUUGAAAUAUUACCUAAAUGUUUUCCCAGUGACAUUAUAUAUUCUUAUUUUGUACCAUUGGUUUCAUUUAGAAUCUUAAAUGCAAGGCCAUUACCAGUACGUCUUGCUGCUGGAAGAUUGUUUCUUGUCCUUCUACGGUAUAAUACUAAAUUUAUGCAAAAAGCAGAAUUUAGAAACAAAAUCUAUGUCGAACUAGCUAAUAAUCCCGAUUGUUAUGUGAGAAUGAUAUUCGUCCGUAUGAUGGUCGAAGCAUUAAAUAUAUUUUCUUCUGCUUAUUUUAAAGAGAAUUUUUUUACUGUUUUAUUAAAUCUUGCCGAGGAUCCUGUGGCUAACAUCAGAUUAAAAGUAGUAUCUUUAUUACCCAUUUUAAAGAGUCAACUUUGGUUACCUACGGAUAAAAAAUUAUUGACAACAUUAGAAGCAACAGUCAGACAUUUACUGAACAGUGAAAAAGAUAGAGAUGUAGUAGAUAUGUUAACGAAUACUGUUCAGAAGUUAGAACAAACGGAGGUCAGAUAUGAGAGGCAGAGUGGUACUGGUAAAAUGACUAAGCAAGAUUUAGAAGAUGCUAGAAAAUUUGACGAAGAAAAAAGAUUAUUGCAUGCGGGCACCGGAAAGUCUUCUGUUUCUGUUGGAACAACUUCAAAGAAAACUAUCAGUGCUCCUGCGCGAGGACGAUUAAAUAUAGAAGGAACAACAAAAACAUUACCACAGCCUCGAAUGAAAAUAGAACAGUCUCCGCAAAUUAAAAUACACAAUGUAACUAAGUCACCUCCAGUAAAACAUAUUACAACUCCUCGACAUACAACGGAAGCUUUAAAAAGCAGUUCUGUGCAUGAGAUACCUGUAACGCUGUCAGACAACGAGUUCCUAGUGGAUGCAGGUAUUAAAAUACCAAAACUUUCUUCGCCCAAAAAUACACCAAAGUGUUCAAUGGAAAACUUAAAAGUAGCCAUUACCAGAAUUAGAAGAGACUGUGAUGGGGAACAAUCUUGGAGAAGCAGUAGUGCAAGUUAUAAAGGAAUAGAAUCUAAAAGACAUUCUUCCAUUGAAUAUGAGGACCAUACCAAACACAUCGCAAAUACAGCUGAUCAUUUGAAAACUAUACGUUCUAUGGAUUAUGAAGAAGGUUUAAGACACCGAAAUAUGUUAAAGGAAAAUUCAAAUGAUCAAUUAAUCGUUAAUUCGGAAUCAAGAACUGACAGAUAUUCAGUAUUCCGUCGUAAUAAACAAAGAUUUGGAUUUGACGUGAAUCAAGGAAGAUCUGUAGACGACAAAGUGAAGAGAAAUUCAUUAAUAUUAGACAAAGAUAAAAUAAAAAUUACCCAACCUAAAUAUGGAAUAGAAAGUCUUAAACGACAUUCUAUGAAUUCUGGUUUGAAACAUCCAGAUUAUUCUAAGGACUCUAAACUAAAGUUCAAACGACAUAGUCUAGAUAUGACAGAUUAUUUUGGUCGAAAUUUAAGGCGAUAUUCUACUUUGGAUGUAAAUCAUAAUCAGGGAGUUAGUAAAAUUCCCCUAAGAGAUGUUGUAGUAUCAGGUAGUAGAACAGCACCGGCUACUAGAGCUUCCAGUCCCGUUUGUUUAGGAUCUAUAAUCAGAUUUAAUAGUGAAGAGAUUGAAGAUGUCUCUAGUUCUACUACCGAAAGACAUUUAACAAGAAGUUUGAGUAAUGAACAGCUCAAUAAAAUACGUCGUAUACUUGUACUUUCACGCAAUACACCAAGUAAUACAGCUGGAAGUCCAAGAAGUAGAGAUAGUAAAUUACCAGUACGUUUAGUAAAGAAAAAAAUUUGAAAUCUAUUGCAUAGUUAAUUAGGGACCUCAAAAGCAUUUGAUAUAAUGCAUACAAAUUUCUACGUACUAAUCCUAGUUUCACCAUCAAAAUAUUGAAUCAAAAUAACUAUUUGAAUAAGAUACAUUCAUACUAAAUUUCAUUUCAAAAAACAGUUUAUUCUAGCUUUAUAAUUUUAUGCAAAUUCCCUAGACAAAUAUUUAUUUUAUAGCGAAUGCGUAGAUGUCACUUGCAAUAGAUAUAACAUAUGUAAGAUUUAUUUUUUAUUUUAUUUAAAAAUAUAGAAGUAAUAUAAUUUAUUUAUUUAAUAACGCUUAACAAUAAUGUUAACCGAUUUAGGUAUAAUAGGUUUAAAAUGAGAUAGAAUAGUAAAUAUCUAUAAUCUAAAGUUACAAUCUUUUGCUACGAGAUAUCAGAUGCUAUUCUUUAUCAUAACCCGAAAACAACCGUCGUAAUUAGCGAAGGACACGCUGUAUUCGACUCGUCGUCGCUUAUCUUCGUCUUUCGUAUCCCUUCACCAUCCCCCGUUGUCUUAUCGUUUCCUUUCACACCUAACACUCGUCGUAUAUAUCAAAGAACUAUAACGGAAUGCCUUGUCCGGUCCCUUCCGUCAGCUAUUUAAGUUUUACCUCUCCUCCAUCGUCUCUCACCAUUUUCUGGAAUUCCCUCCAGAAACCUCUUGAUAAUUCCCAAUCAUGAACAAGGGAUUCUUUCUGCAUUUCCGAAUCGAAAACGUUCGAGAGAUCUCGAUAGAGCUGCACAAAGGCGGCAAGUCCAGACGGUGUAACCUUACAAUCUAAACAAAUACCCUAAUCUA
Polistes canadensis is the source of this 4338-nucleotide messenger RNA. RefSeq names its product serine/threonine-protein phosphatase 4 regulatory subunit 4-like. Lineage: Eukaryota; Metazoa; Arthropoda; Insecta; Hymenoptera; Vespidae. The record is from RefSeq and is a predicted model, not a curated record. Gene Ontology annotation, cellular component: protein serine/threonine phosphatase complex; cytosol. The transcript has 16 exons. Bases 338 to 3523 code for a protein of 1061 amino acids. Gene Ontology annotation, molecular function: protein binding; protein phosphatase regulator activity.